This is a messenger RNA of Phacochoerus africanus (Common warthog), 3051 nucleotides long. RefSeq names its product ectonucleotide pyrophosphatase/phosphodiesterase 1 (gene ENPP1). The record is from RefSeq and is a predicted model, not a curated record. Gene Ontology annotation, biological process: immune response; ATP metabolic process; regulation of bone mineralization. The transcript has 25 exons. Lineage: Eukaryota; Metazoa; Chordata; Mammalia; Artiodactyla; Suidae. The coding region runs from base 17 to 2794 and encodes 925 amino acids. Gene Ontology annotation, molecular function: metal ion binding; polysaccharide binding; phosphodiesterase I activity. Gene Ontology annotation, cellular component: cell surface.
AGCGCCCGGGGCCACGAUGGAGCGCGACGGCUGUGCCGGGGGCGGGAGCCGCGGCGGCGAGGGCGGGCGCGGCUCCCGGGAGGGCCCUGCGGGGAAUGGCCGCGACUCGGGCCGCGGCCACGGCGCCGAAGCGCCCGGGGAGCCGCAGGCGGCCGCGUCCUUGCUGGCCCCCAUGGACCUGGGGGAGGAGCAGCUGGAGAAGGCGGCGCGCGCCCGCACGGCCAAGGACCCCAACACCUAUAAAGUGCUCUCGCUGGUAUUGUCAGUCUGUGUGUUAACAACAAUCCUUGGUUGUAUAUUUGGGUUGAAACCAAGCUGUGCCAAAGAAGUUAAAAGUUGCAAAGGUCGCUGCUUUGAGAGAACAUUUGGGAACUGUCGCUGUGAUGUUGCUUGCGUUGACCUUGGAAACUGCUGUCUAGAUUACCAGGAGACAUGCAUAGCACCAGAACGGAUAUGGACUUGCAGCAAAUUCAGGUGUGGUGAGAAAAGAUUGUCCCGAAGCCUCUGCUCCUGUUCAGAUGACUGCAGGGACAAGGGCGACUGUUGCAUCAACUAUAGCUCCGUAUGCCGAGGUGAGAAAAGUUGGGUAGAGGAAACGUGUGAGAGCAUUAAUGAGCCGCAGUGUCCAGCAGGGUUUGAAAAGCCUCCAAUCCUCUUAUUUUCUUUGGAUGGUUUCAGGGCAGAAUAUUUACACACUUGGGGUGGACUUCUUCCUGUUAUUAGCAAACUAAAAACCUGUGGAACAUACACUAAAAACAUGAGACCAGUCUAUCCAACAAAAACUUUCCCCAAUCACUACAGCAUUGUCACAGGGCUUUAUCCAGAAUCCCAUGGCAUAAUUGACAAUAAAAUGUAUGAUCCCAAAAUGAAUGCAAACUUUGCACUUAAAACUAAAGAGAAAUUUAACCCUGAGUGGUACAAAGGAGAACCAAUUUGGCUUACAGCUAAAUAUCAAGGCGUGAAGUCAGGCACAUUUUUUUGGCCAGGAUCAGAUGUGAAAAUUAAUGGAAUUCUCCCAGACUUGUAUAAAAUAUAUAAUGGUUCAGUACCAUUUGAAGAGAGAAUUUUAGCUGUUCUUAAGUGGCUGCAGCUUCCUAAAGAUGAAAGACCACACUUUUACACUCUGUAUUUAGAAGAACCAGAUUCUUCGGGUCAUUCAUACGGACCAGUCAGCAGUGAAGUCAUCAGAGCUCUGCAGAGGGUUGAUGACAUGGUUGGCAUGCUGAUGGAUGGUCUUAAGGAGCUAAACUUGCAUCGAUGCCUGAACCUCAUCCUUAUUUCAGAUCAUGGCAUGGAACAAGGCAGUUGUAAGAAAUAUGUGUAUCUGAAUAAAUACUUGGGAGAUAUUAAAAAUGUUAAAGUUGUCUAUGGACCUGCAGCUCGAUUGAGACCCUCUGAUGUUCCAGAUAAAUACUAUUCAUUUAAUUAUGAAGGCAUUGCCAAGAAUCUUUCUUGCCAGGAACCAAACCAGCACUUCAAACCUUACCUGAAGCAUUACUUACCUAAGCGUUUGCACUUUGCCAAAAGUGACAGGAUUGAGACCUUGACAUUCUAUUUGGACCCUCAGUGGCAACUUGCACUGAAUCCUUCAGAAAGGAAAUAUUGUGGAGGGGGAUUUCAUGGCUCUGACAAUGCAUUUUCAAAUAUGCAAGCCCUCUUUAUUGGCUAUGGACCUGGAUUCAAGCACGGCAUUGAAGUUGACCCCUUUGAAAAUAUUGAAGUCUAUAACUUAAUGUGUGAUUUACUGAAUUUGACACCAGCUCCUAAUAAUGGAACUCAUGGAAGUCUUAACCACCUUCUGAAGAAUCCUGUUUACACUCCAAAGCACCCCAAAGAAGUCCUCUCCCUGGUCCAGUGCCCCUUCACAAGAGCCCCCCAGGAGAACCUCGACUGCUCCUGUGACCCCUCGAUUUUGCCAAUUGUGGAUUUUCAGACACAGUUGAAUCUGACCAUGGCAGAAGAGAAGGUCAUUAAGCGAGGCACUUUACCCUAUGGAAGACCCAGAGUUCUGCAGAAGAAUAGCACCGUCUGUCUGCUUUACCAACACCAGUUUGUGAGUGGUUACAGCCAUGACCUCUUGAUGCCCCUUUGGACAUCCUACACCGUGGACAGAAAUGACAGUUUCUCUGCAGAAGACUUUUCCAACUGUCUUUACCAGGAUCUCCGAAUUCCUCUUAGUCCCAUCCACAAAUGCUCAUUUUAUAAAAAUAAUGCUAAACUGAGUUAUGGGUUCCUCUCCCCACCACAAUUAAAUAAAGGUUCAAGUCAAGUAUAUUCUGAAGCAUUACUCACCACUAAUAUGGUGCCCAUGUACCAGAGUUUUCAAGUUAUAUGGCACUACUUGCAUGGCACCCUCCUGCAGAGGUAUGCUGAAGAAAGAAACGGCAUCAAUGUUGUCAGCGGUCCCGUGUUUGACUCUGAUUAUGAUGGACGUUAUGAUUCCUUGGAAACUCUGAAGCAAAACAGCAGAACCAUCCGUAAUCAAGAAAUCCUGAUUCCGACUCACUUCUUCAUUGUGCUAACAAGUUGUAAAAACACAUCCCAGAUUCCCUCACAGUGUGAAAAUCUAGAUACCUUGGCUUUCAUUUUGCCUCACAGGACAGAUAAUAGUGAGAGCUGUGCGCAUGGGAAGCAUGAAUCCUCAUGGGUUGAAGAGUUGUUGAGGCUACACAGAGCUCGGAUCACAGAUGUAGAACACAUCACUGGACUCAGCUUCUAUCAAGAAAGAAAAGAGCCAAUUUCAGACAUUUUAAAGUUGAAAACACAGUUGCCACCCUUUAACCAAGAAGACUGAAAUUUUUUUAUUUGAAAAACACACCAUAAAUCUUUUUGAAAGAACCUUCUGUUUUAUACAUCCUCUGUUCAUGCUGUUGCAUUGUUUGGAGACUGCCGACCAGAGUUAGAACUGGGAAUCCUCUGUGAUACACGACCAUCUCAGGGAAACUUGUGGCCUCAGCAAAGCAGUAGGAAAGUGUUCCUAUUGAGUCUCGCACAUGUUUGAAUGUGUAAGAAUUGUUCAAAUUUGGGAAUAAAGACAGACCAUACCUAAAA